AGCCCAGCCGGGUGGCCCCGCACACGCACAGCUCCCCUGCACCAUGCCCAAGGCCAGCAGCGCGCUCCUCCUCGCGGGGCUCCUGGUUCUCUGGGCAGAGCUGCUGCCAGCAUCCGUCCUGAAUGUCACGAUAAAAGCCGGCGUGUGCCCGGAGCCAGCAGCAGAAGAAGCGAACUGCACGAUGGGGUGCCAGUCCGAUGGCGACUGCGAGAGCACCCUCAAGUGCUGCCCGGCGGCCUGUGGCAAGGCCUGCCAGGAGCCCAACGAGAAACCUGGCACCUGCCCGUCCGUGAAGCCAGGGAUCCCGAUGCUGGGACUCUGCAUUAACCAGUGCAAGAUGGACUCCAACUGCUCUGGGAGCCUGAAGUGCUGCAGGAAUGGCUGCGGGAAGGUCUCCUGUGUGACUCCACUGCACUGAGGUCAGUCAGCACCCACCCAGCCCUGGGCGCC
Messenger RNA from Phasianus colchicus (ring-necked pheasant), 450 nucleotides. RefSeq names its product WAP four-disulfide core domain protein 2-like. Gene Ontology annotation, biological process: antibacterial humoral response; innate immune response. Gene Ontology annotation, molecular function: serine-type endopeptidase inhibitor activity. The record is from RefSeq and is a predicted model, not a curated record. Gene Ontology annotation, cellular component: extracellular region. NCBI's taxonomy places the organism in Eukaryota, Metazoa, Chordata, Aves, Galliformes, Phasianidae.